UCUCAAAAGCAACGGUUCCGCUCCAAGCUCCCGCGAAGCCAAAAGCCAAUGCUUCAAUCGAAAGAAUUGCCGUACAAGUCUCAUACUGUACCGUACAACCAACCUGCAAGACCAACUAACUCAUCAUCUCCCAUUAUUUUAUUCAUCAAUACUGUACCCCAGCCAGGACCAAACUAGUUCCGUUCCAAGCACGAAACCUCUCUCCCUGCAACCAGACCAGUUCUCCGAGCUCAUUUCUGCACUACUAUCCAAAAACCAAAAAAUGAGGAUACCUCUAUCGUUUGUCAUUGCUGCCAAUGCUGGACUGGCCGUCUUAUGUGGGGUAUCGUCUGUGAAUGCCAACCAGGAUAAUAUAAUCACCAGCAGGCCACUAUCUUUGACAAAUCUAUGGCGCUUCAAGACUAAUCAUGGUAUUCUCGAGAAAUCCUUCUCUCGUCGUGCUGGCAGAGACCAAUUCCGACAAUUGCAAUCCAGCGAGGAGUGCACACAAGAUCCCUUUUUGUGGAGUAUUUAUCAGACUUCCAACAGUAACAGUGAGGAACAUGUUGGAUUCGCAGUGGGGACUAUGCAUGUUCCAUGGGAUGUUGUCUUGACGGAAGAAGCCUGGGCGACCAUCGAGGCAGCCAUUCAAGGCUCUUGUGCCGUCUAUGCGGAACUUAAUUUGGAAGACCCAGAAUUGGAAGCAGAUCUCCUGGCGUGCGUAUCCCAGUCAGAAGCUAGUGCAGCCCGUCUUGCCGACAUUCCAGAUCAGGCAUUACAGCAACAAAUCUCCAACACGCUGGUGGAAAUUGCUCAAGAUAUUGCCCCUGACAGCACGGACAUACAAGGCGUGAUCUUUAAUACCUUUCAAUCCCUCUCUGGAUUCAACCUGAUACAAAUUAUUCAAAUCUACAAUACACCAGAAUACUGGCCAUUGUUCCGUCAGACCCUCUUGACGGGGGAGGUGGUUCCGGCCAUGGAUGCUAGUAUCCUUGCUGAAGCGAGGCCAGCAGGUGGAUUGGAAGAUGUGGCGUUACAAUGUGAGCUGUUAGAUUCCUUCAACCCAUCCAAGGACGAUUUGGUCAAUAACUAUACGGAUGUGUGGGGACCCUAUCUGGAAGCCGGCCUGAACGAGUCCUUGUCCGAGCUCAUUCAAGCCUACAGGUGUGGUGAUGUGGCUACUUUCUCAGACCCAAAACUAUUCGAAGGUACCUCCGAGGAAUCCCAGACGCUUCUCCUAGAUGAUCGCAACAUUGAAAUGACGGAGCAAAUGGUCGACAUACUGGAGACCUCGACAACCAAGACAGUCUUUGCUGUCGGCCUGGCGCAUUGGACACUUGGGGACAACAGCUUGGAAAACCUUCUAGGUGCCAAUGGUUAUCGAUUGGAACGGGUGAAAUCUGGAACAUUGAAGGAUCUCGAGGCUUUGCCCAACACAGCUUGCCCGGGCGCCGAAGAAGUCACGGUGGAAGAAGGGGGAGAGGAGGAGGAGGACGUGUUGCCAGAGCCCGUGGCCGUAUCGUCUGUGUCGAGGAGGACGUGCUCUUGGUGCGCAGAAGCCUCUGCCCUAGUCUUUCUUCUCGUCUUGUUCUACUAAGAGAGUUUAGUUCUUAUAUGAAGGUUUGCUACAUGAAGCUUCGAAGUGCCGCAUUUUUUCUGCUAAUGUGUACUGGUAUUACAAUUCGUUGCCGCAAGCGUACCGCUACUGUCCACUCCGAUUUGCGCUUUGUUUCUUCGUGCAACAACAUGUAUUAAAGAUACACUUAUCUGCACAA
Molecule: messenger RNA, 1754 nt
Organism: Seminavis robusta
Lineage: Eukaryota; Bacillariophyta; Bacillariophyceae; Naviculales; Naviculaceae
Source: the annotation of a GenBank genome assembly